UCGUGUCUUCCGUAGCUCGGCUUGUUGCUGCUAGUGUUCUUACGGUUUUUAGAGGUGGGGUCUUUAGCUGUACCAGGAGGGAAGAUGGAGCGGGGAAGAGGAAAUUUGAGGGUGGAAGUCAUGCCCAAAUUCAAGCAACGAAGAAGAAAGCUAAAAGCCAAAGCAAAAAGAUUAUUCAAAAAAAAAGAAGCCUCUCGCUCUCAGUCCAAGCUAAUCACACCUCCCCCUCCACCACCCUCACCAGAAAAAGUGGUUAUUCCUUCAAUAGAUACACUCCUUAGCAGAAGCUGGCUAAGAUCAUCCUGGAACUUCAACUUUCCCAAUAUCAAAGAUGCGAUAAAACUAUGGACAAAUAAAGUGUGCUCUAUAUACAACUGGUGCCAGAACUGUAUGGCCCAGAGUUUAGAAAUAUUAAAAGAUACCAUCUUGCCAUCCCGUUUCUGCCACCGAGAACUUCACAGCCUAAAACAACGGUUUUGCAUUUUGGAAGGUGAAUUAUGCAAGCUCCGGGAAGCACUGAAGACUGUCUCAGAAAAUUCUUCAUGUCCAAGCUGUGGUCAGAUGUGUCACAUGAGUGGUAAACUUACACGUGUGCCUGCCUGUGUUUUCACUGCCCCUGGAGAAUCCAGAGCUGUACUUCCUCCCCUGCCGCCGCAGCCCACCAGCCAUCUUCUUCCUCCUCUGCCUCCCCCUCCCCCUCCUCCUUUGCCUCCACCUCCACCGCCAAUAGCACCUUUGCUGCUCAGAAAAUCCCAUCUCACUAAAGCACUUCAGACUGGACCAUUAAAAAAAGAUGGACCUGUGCAGAUAACAGUUAAAGAUCUACUGACUGUGAAAUUAAGGAAGACACAGAGCUUUGAUGAAAGGAGGAAGCUUGUACCCUCACCAAAGGCACGGAGUCCUCUAGUUACUGUCUCUGACCUGCAACGUGUUGCCCUUAAACCCAACUCCAAAAUGUUGUCAACUCGAGUCACAAAUGUCUUAAUUACUCCUGGAAAAAGCCAGAUAGAUUUACGGAAACUACUUAGAAAAAUUGAUGUAGAGAGGAGCCCAGGUGGGACCCCACUUACCAAGAAAGAAAAUAUGGAAACAGGAACUGGGCUGACUCCAGUAAUGACCCGGGCCUUGAGGAGAAAGUUUCAACUGGCUCACCCUAGAAGCCCAGUUCAAACUCUGCCACUUCUUACAAGCAGCUUCGAUGAACAAAACUGAUGCCAAAUUUGCCUGACUCCAUAUGAUGAUCCAUAAAAUAUACAGAUAAAAUCACGAGUCCUUUUUAAAAAAAUAUGUAGUAGGGUAUGACAAAUAAUUAUACUAAUAUAUAAUUCCAUUUGAAGAAUUAAAGUAUAUAUGGAGCCCAUACAUGCUGUGGUAGAAUAUAGGUAUUUGGAUAUUUUUUAGUUUGCACAAUGAAUAAGAAAACAGAUAGGAAAAUGUAAUCCCCAAAGUGAUGUUUAUCAUGGAAUUACCUAGUUUAGGUUGGAGAGGUUAUUCAAAUUUAACUAUAUAACUAAUCGGUGAUCUUUAAAUGCAGUUAUGACAUUAAGAAAAUAACCUGGUCCCCAUUCAUCUUGGGUAUUCUCAGGUAAUGGAAAAGUAUUUCUUUCAGCCUUGAAAUCUUGUGCAUUAAAUGCUACAGGCUUGGUUAUUAAAAAGACCCUCUAGAUUGGAUUUCUGUUCACUAUAAACAAUUUAAGAGGUAGGACCAUCCCCCAACUAUUUUCCAAAAGGAUUCAAAGCAAAACAUCCAAUGUGAACUUAAAAAUUAGAAUGUAUCAUUUCUAGCAUUUUAGAUAAGUAGUUAUACUGGCUCACUGAAGUCUGAGGUAUUCCUUGCUUGGAUAUAUGCUGACUAUAAAUUCAUACAGCUGAAUAUAAAUUUCACAAAGACCUCAGCACGAACCUUGUAUUUUUCACACUGCCCUGCCAAGCAUUCCCUGAGGUCCAUAGCAGAUGCACUGGGAGACAUGGUUCCCUGUCCUGAACAGACUGUCAAUUCAAUAACAGUAAUAAUGUACAGCUCACUGGUUUUUUGUUCUUUCCUGCCAGUCCAGGGUUGCCAGAUUUAGCAAAUGUAAAUAUAUCAAAUUGGAAUUUCAGAUAAACAACAAAUAACUUUUAAA
This is a messenger RNA of Manis javanica (Malayan pangolin), 2123 nucleotides long. RefSeq names its product proline rich 11 (gene PRR11). The record is from RefSeq and is a predicted model, not a curated record. Gene Ontology annotation, cellular component: nucleus; cytoplasm. Lineage: Eukaryota; Metazoa; Chordata; Mammalia; Pholidota; Manidae.